Molecule: messenger RNA, 1050 nt
Organism: Naegleria gruberi
Lineage: Eukaryota; Heterolobosea; Eutetramitea; Acrasida; Naegleriidae
Exons: 1
Coding region: 1-1050 (349 amino acids)
Source: RefSeq, a predicted model, not a curated record
AUGGUUGGCGGAAGUUCAAGCGGAAAAACACAAACAAUUUUAAAUAUUAGAAAGGAUUUUAAUAUUGCGAUAAGGAUUUAUCAAAUUAUGGACAUGUUAUUGUGGGAAUUGAAAGUAGUAACGGAUGAAUCUAUGCAAUUACCAAUGUAUUUAAUUCCGAAAUUUUGUAAAAUGAAACGAAACUGGAAGAAAGAAAGAAAAGUUUAUUUACAGAGAUUGGAUGAAAAAUUUAGAAAGAAAUUGGAAUUAUAUGAUGUUUCUAUUGAUUCUUUGGUGGAAGUGGUUGGAAAAUCCAUUGGAAAGGAUAAACAUUUGAGUCCACUUAUGGAUAAACAAAUUUUCAAACGGUUGACCAAAUCAGAUUUUGACAUUCUUGAAAAAUGUAAAAUAAUUCUCAAGACCUUUUACAUAUUCGAGACGUGUAAUUUUCCCUUUAGAGUUGUUAACGAGCAGAAUGUCGGAUUAGUACUGGUUUCGACUAACAUUUUUAAACUACCUCAAGCUAUUACAAAUUUGAAAGCUUUGAAAAUAUUCGAAACUGUUUUAAUUUAUGUUUCAUUGACUGGAUUUUUAGAUAAUACAGACAUUAGAAAUCAUAUUAGAUAUUCGAAUGAAUUGGAUAGGACCAUAGAAAGUCUGAUUGAAAAUGUUGUACAGUUUCCUGAUAAGAGAUUUGAAUUUGUAUUUACAAAACCAGAUUUAUUAGAAAUGGUACUAUCAAAAGGUGUUGAAUAUCCUAGACGAAUACUUCAUUCAACAAGAAAUGAGUUUCGUUCAAUUCCAUCAUUUGCCAAAACUCUGAAAAUCAUUAGCUCAAUAAUUGCAGAAUGCGAAGAAAAGUUUCUCCACUUUACCAACUAUCAAAAACCAUUCCAAUUUCAUAUUGCUCGGGCUAAUUUGUUAAAUGAAAUGGAGAGAGUACUUGCUAGUGCAACAGGUAACCAUUUCAAACAGUUUAUUACACCAAUUAUCAAAUUUUAUACUCCACCAUUCGAAUCAUCUCAAAUCAUGAUCGCUUUUUCAGAUAUUUCAUUUACGAUUUCUAUGUAA